UCCAACUAGAGGCUCUCUGGUAAACGGCAAUACCUCCUCUUUCACCUUUCUCUUCUCCUUCCGAAUCCGAACUCACCCUAGAGGACAAGACAAUGGCGAUCAAUAAAAAACUCUUAUCUCUUCUACUCCUCGUAUCCUCCCUAUCAUCAAUCGCAUUAUCAUCAUCAUCUUUCUCAGAUCCCGAUUCCGAUUCAGAUCUCACCAACGAGCUCGUCUCCCUCAGAUCAAACUCCGAAUCAGGCGUAAUCCAUCUCGACGACCAUGGAAUCUCCAAAUUCCUCAUCUCCUCCCCAACUCCACGCCCUUACUCCAUCCUCGUCUUCUUCGACGCCACUCAGCUCCACAGCAAAACCGAGCUCCGUCUCCAAGAGCUCCGCCGCGAAUUCCACCUCCUCUCCGCCACCUUCCUCGCCGCUAACAACAACGGAUCCGAUCUAAACAAACUCUUCUUCUGCGAGAUCGAGUUCUCCCAGUCCCAAUCCUCCUUCAAGCGAUUCAACGUCAACGCUCUCCCUCACAUCCGUCUCGUAACCGCCUCGACGUCGAAACUAACCGACGAGUCCGGACAAAUGGAUCAAUCCGAUUUCUCUAGGUUAGCCGAAUCAAUGGCCGAGUUCGUCGAGCAGCGAACCAAACUCACCGUAGGUCCGAUCCAGCGCCCGCCGCUUCUCUCCAAGCCCCAGAUCAGCGUCAUCGUAGCGAUGAUCGUCGUCGCUGCUCCGUUCGUCGUCAAACGGAUCCUGAGAGGAGAGACUCUUCUCCAUGACCACAGGCUUUGGCUAUCGGGCGCCAUCUUCGUCUACUUCUUCAGCGUGGCCGGGACGAUGCACAACAUCAUCAGGAAGAUGCCUAUGUUUCUCCAGGAUCGUAACGAUCCGAACAAGCUUGUUUUCUUCUACCAAGGAUCAGGGAUGCAGCUUGGAGCUGAGGGGUUCGCUGUGGGGUUCUUGUACACUGUGGUUGGGUUGCUCUUGGCGUUUGUUACUAACGUGCUUGUUCGAGUUGGGAACGUUAAUGUUCAGAGGUUGGUGAUGCUUGUGGCUCUGGUUGUGUCAUCCUGGGCUGUGAAGCAGGUUGUUUACUUGGAUAAUUGGAAGACUGGUUAUGGGAUUCAUCCCUAUUGGCCUUCGAGUUGGCAGUGAUUUCACCUCGUUGGGUUUAGUUUUCAAGACGUUUUCUUGAACUGAGAUAUGAUAUGUUGGACGUUUUUUUUGUGUUUUGAUUCUCUACUACUUUGAAUCAGUGUAGUACAAUUUCAGAUGGUUUAAACUUAUUACUGUUUUCCUA
This is a messenger RNA of Raphanus sativus (radish), 1287 nucleotides long. Its product is annotated as probable dolichyl-diphosphooligosaccharide--protein glycosyltransferase subunit 3B. The record is from RefSeq and is a predicted model, not a curated record. Lineage: Eukaryota; Viridiplantae; Streptophyta; Magnoliopsida; Brassicales; Brassicaceae. Bases 93 to 1142 code for a protein of 349 amino acids. The transcript has a single exon. Gene Ontology annotation, cellular component: oligosaccharyltransferase complex.